AUGUGGACGGCGUCUGGAUUGGUGGCGUUGUUAGCCACAACGGCCCUUGGUGCCGAAGUCGCCAAGCAAUGGAGCGUUGGCUGGGUCAAUGAUGUCAAUCCAGAUGGAAAGUUCCCUCGCCGAGCGAUUGGUAUCAAUGGCAAGUUCCCCGCCGAUCCCCUCACUGUCAACUCGGACGACUUUGUCCACAUCAACUUUACCAACAAGUUUGGUGAUGGACGCCCGUCCACACUGCAUGCACACGGACUCUUCUUCACGAACGUCAACUACUACGAUGGUGCUGCUGGUGUGACACAGUGCCCGGUCCCGGACGGAUACUCGUUCUACCACGAAAUCCUGAACACGCCAAAGAGUGGCUAA
Molecule: messenger RNA, 360 nt
Organism: Malassezia globosa CBS 7966
Lineage: Eukaryota; Fungi; Basidiomycota; Malasseziomycetes; Malasseziales; Malasseziaceae
Exons: 1
Coding region: 1-360 (119 amino acids)
Molecular function (GO): copper ion binding
Source: RefSeq, a predicted model, not a curated record